Messenger RNA from Molossus molossus (Pallas's mastiff bat), 1743 nucleotides. RefSeq names its product GRB2 related adaptor protein (gene GRAP). The transcript has 5 exons. The coding region runs from base 113 to 766 and encodes 217 amino acids. Gene Ontology annotation, molecular function: protein binding. The record is from RefSeq and is a predicted model, not a curated record. Lineage: Eukaryota; Metazoa; Chordata; Mammalia; Chiroptera; Molossidae.
CAAAAGAACAAACUCGCUCUCAAAACAAAGGAAGACAGUCCUCGGCUGCAGAGGAAACAGGAAGCUGCCAGCCCUGCUCGAAGUCCAGCUGCGGGGGCUCAGGGACAGCAGGAUGGAGUCCGUGGCCCUGUACAGUUUCCAGGCCACAGAGAGCGACGAGCUGGCCUUCAACAAGGGGGACACACUCAAGAUCCUGAACAUGGAAGAUGACCAGAACUGGUACAAGGCAGAGCUCCGGGGUGCCGAAGGGUUUAUUCCCAAGAACUACAUCCGAAUCAAGCCCCACCCGUGGUACCUGGGCAGGAUUUCCCGGCAGCUGGCUGAAGAGAUUCUGAUGAAGCGGAACUACCUGGGAGCCUUCCUAAUCCGGGAGAGCGAGAGCUCCCCAGGGGAGUUCUCCAUCUCUGUGAACUACGGGGACCAGGUGCAGCACUUCAAGGUGCUGCGGGAGCCCUCGGGGAAGUACUUCCUAUGGGAGGAGAAGUUCAACUCCCUCAACGAGCUGGUCGACUUCUACCACACCACCACUAUCGCCAAGAAGCGCCAGGUCUUCCUGCGGGAUGAAGAGUCCCUGCUCAAGUCACCCCAGGCCUGCUUUGCCCAGGCCCAGUUUGACUUCAUGGCCCAGGACCCCUCACAGCUCAGCUUCCGCCGCGGUGACAUCAUCGAGGUCCUGGAGCAGCUGGACCCCCACUGGUGGCGAGGCCGGUUCUGCGGGCACAUUGGUUUCUUCCCAAGGAGCUACGUCCAGCCCGUGCACCUCUGACCGGAGUGCGGCCCAGGGGCAGGGUUGGAAGAACCGUCUGUCCACUGGGCUCUGAAGUCCAGAGAGAGACCACGGACACACCUGGGGCUCAGCCAAGGGCCUUGGACAGGAACAUGACCUCUAACUGCCCAGCCCAGCGCAGCCUCCACUGCUCCCCAUGAACUGGAACUGCCCCAGGUGCCCACAUCCAUGACGUUCACUACCCACCAGGCAACGGGAGUUCCUGGGGUUUCCCACUGGCCUCUUUCCAUUGGUUACCAGUUUUGUGACGUCUUAGGGUGGGCUGGCAGAGGCCCAGCCCACUUCCAUCAUCGAUGGCCCAUCCCCAGAGACGGAUGAGGGCCCCUGGGCUCCACCUAUUAGGGGCUCAAUCCAAGGAACCAUGGGCAUAGGUGGGUUCACCUUGGGUUGCCCCUCCCUCAAAAGGAUCCUUGAGGGUUCUGGCUACCGGGGAGGUGGCUUUGAUAUAUGGGACAGGCAAGGGCGCUGAGGACCUGUUGACCCGCACUCACUUUCAGACUCCAGCGGAGACUUUUCCAUGGCCCCACAAUAACGGCUCCACGGGGCAUCCAACACCUUCACCCCACCACAGACACUUUGGGGAGGGGCUGGAGGCCCUGAGGAGGGGCUGUAGUGGUGACAGAGAUGGAAGCAGCUGCUCCUCUCGAGUGGAUGAGCCCUGAGGGGACCUCAGACGCUGCCACCUGAGAGGCUCGGUUAAGGCCCAGGCUCUGCCCCAGCCCCGGGGAGCUUGGGGAGCUGCAGGCCCGGUGGGAGUUGGACCUGAAGUCCAGCAGCAUCCAGAAUGGGGUGGGCAGUCUGGGUGGGGCUCUAGCUUGAGAAAAGACAGGGUGUCCUCAUGGAAUGUGCACCCAGCAGGGGUUACUGAGCAGCACCUGCCCGGAGUCCGGGCCCUUUGGGGAGCAGGAAGAGUGAGGGGAAGUGGGAAACGGCUCUGGUGCCCGGCUGGUGGGGGG